Huiozyma naganishii CBS 8797 is the source of this 1842-nucleotide messenger RNA. It is a transcript of the gene BEM1, whose product is annotated as phosphatidylinositol-3-phosphate-binding protein BEM1. The transcript has a single exon. The record is from RefSeq and is a predicted model, not a curated record. Gene Ontology annotation, molecular function: phosphatidylinositol binding; protein binding. Gene Ontology annotation, cellular component: mating projection tip. NCBI's taxonomy places the organism in Eukaryota, Fungi, Ascomycota, Saccharomycetes, Saccharomycetales, Saccharomycetaceae. The coding region runs from base 1 to 1842 and encodes 613 amino acids. Gene Ontology annotation, biological process: conjugation with cellular fusion.
AUGCUGAAGAAUUUUAUAUUGCCCAGAAAGGACGGGCACGGGUCUAAAGGUAGGAUAACCUCUGCUGACAUAUCUACACCGACAAAAUCACCAGAUGGAGCCAACAUCGUGAAGCACAUGAAAACUGUGCCGAUACGCAAUGCCUCUGAGCCAGCUAUGGGUGCGUCCGCACGCAAGGUCUCGCCCUCUAAGAGCAGGAGCAGCUCUCGAUUGUCGCAUUCGAAGGAUUUAAAUUCACCAGAGAAGGUUAUUAAGGCACUACAGAAAUACAGGGCGACUUCUGCAAAGGAGAUGUCUUUUGACGAGGGAGAGUUUUUCUACGUGGCAUAUGAAAACGAUAAGUGGUUUGAGGCUUCGAAUCCGUCUACUGGGAAACGAGGGCUUGUUCCGAGAAGUCAUUUCGAGGUGUUUGAUAAAACAAGACACUCACUGAAUAGCAGCACACCCAUCGUCCCGUACGGGGGACACCCCUUGAGCUCGGAUAGAAGACCCUUGUCGAGCAGGUCGACAGACAUGGAGGGCAACAAAAUGGGGUCGCUUUACGCAAUUGUCUUGUACGAUUUCAAAGCAGAAAAAUCCGAUGAAUUGACUUCUUAUGUUGGUGAGAACUUGUUUAUUUGUGCGCAUCAUAAUUUUGAAUGGUUUAUCGCAAAACCGAUUGGACGACUAGGAGGUCCCGGUUUGGUGCCCGUUGGGUUCGUCAGCAUUAUUGACAUCGGGACUGGCUAUGCGACGGGAAACGAUGUGAUGGAAGACAUCAAGUCUGUCAACUUACCAACCAUCCAGGAAUGGAAGGCGAACGUCGCCAAGUACAAAGCCAGUAACAUAGCUCUAGGCCAAAUAGGAUACGAACAUGAUUACUACAACGAACCUUCCCUUAAUGAAAACGACGAGGACGAGGAAUUGAGAAGACGAGAACAACAGACAGAACUUCGCACGUCUACGAAACCGUUCCAAGUAAAGAACCCGUCUGAACGGGGGGAUAGAGUCAUCGAUGCGUCAGUCGACUUCUUCGACCUGGAGGACGAAAAAUAUUGGUUUGCAGUCACAUGUGAGCUGUCUUCCGGGAAAACUAGGAAACUGAAACGUUAUUACCAAGAUUUUUACGAUUUGCAAGUUCAACUGUUGGACAACUUCCCUUCGGAAUCAGGUAAACUGAGAGAUAAGACAGGACAGUGGACGAAGCGUAUCAUCCCGUUUAUUCCAGGACCGGUACCGUACGUGACAGACACCAUUACUAAAAAGAGGAAAGAAGACCUGAAUGUUUACAUCAAAGAGUUGAUCAGAUUGCCUCCCUACAUAGCCGGGUUUGUGACCGUUCGGAAAUUAUUCAUGCUGAGAAAAAAUGGGUAUGAUCACGAAGAGGCCGCGACUGAAAAGGUGCCCGAGAAGAUAGAUACCAGAAUGUCUAAAGAUGGUACAACUGCUGUAAUUGGAGAUUUCCGAAAGGGAAGUGGCGUUGAUGGCGGUAGCGUACAAGACGGUUCCAAUGCAGACAAUACUUUGACGAAGGAGGAUCUGGGCAACUUAUACGAUAAGACUUCCAAACUUUCGAUAUCCCCCCCUCUAACGGACAGAUCAAGACAACCAAGUGCACCAUUAGCAACCUCCAAACCUACGAAAAUCAAAUUCUACUACAACAAUGAUAUCUUUGCUCUAAUGUUGAACAACGACGUUACUUUUAACGAGCUUCGUGAUAAGAUUGCACCCAGAGUCGAUGGGAUCAAAUUCAAGUUACAUGUGAAAUUAGCAGAAGGAGAUGCAGAAGAGAUAACUACCGAUGCCCAAGUGUCUCAAAUAAUACAGGCUAAGCUGAAAAUAUCCGUGCACGACGUGGAAUAG